GCUAACAUCAAAGAGGGUCUACUAUUGCCCUUGAUGUUCUCUACAGGGCAUUCUGUGAUGUUACCAGGAAAGAUACCCAACAAAUAGUAAGAGGAAGACCAUUUCAUUCUGACAUUGCUUCUUUCUUUGAUUUUGGUCAGGUUUCCCAACACCUUGACACUUGUUUCAUUAUGAAAGAUGUACAAACUUCAAACCAAAAGGGUAAAAGCUGCUGCUGGGAAGAUGUGGAAUUCAAAUUUCUCCAAGAUCAGACAGUCUCUUAAAAAUGUUUACCAUAAAUGUAAGAAGCAGCACCCAAAUUCAACUAGAUAUCCAACUAUGACUUCCUAUGAUUGUGAUCAAGAUGACAUUAACACUGAUGAAGAAAUGAAUCUUAUAGCAAUGCUCCAAGAUAUUAAAACUUCCCAGAUUGAACUCGUAGGCCAAAUGACUGACAUUAUCAGUGCAGUAUUAAAAAUCCAGGAAAGGAUUGACUUUUAUCAGAAGGAGAUGGAGGUACUGGAAAACAGAAUGAAUGUUAAUGAAGACAAACAGUACACAAUAACUAAAGAUACCUUCUCAAUGAAAGAAGAUAUUGAUGCUUUAAAGAAGAUGAAAGAACUGGAAAACCAGAAUUCUUGCUCUAGUAUACAUUGUUUAGAGGUUCUGGAGGGAGAAAAGAGUAAAGAGAUCAUAGAACUGCUUCACAAACUCAGAAAACCAGGAACUUUGAAGAACAUGUUGGCCUCUACCGACGCUGGAAUCUCUUCAGCAGAACCAGACAAAGUGCCCAGUUAUCCCACUGAUCAUCUUGAGGAAAAAUCAAUUUUUUCCCAAACUAAAGUUGUGAAGAAAAGUAACUGUCAAACUGCAUUAAGAAGCUUUCAAAAAGCAAAGUCAAAUAUUUAUAUUUACCCAGACUUGAAUACAUGGAUCAAGCUAACUUUUGUCCAUGGAGGAAAGUGGAGAUUUUUCCUCAGGGCAACCAAGUUAGAGGAAUUCAUCCAGUGGCUUCUUUCUAGGCCAACCCUCCCUCCUGAGGAACCACAAGUCAUAACCCAGAGAUACUGUCCAUUCACUAGACCUAUUGCAAACUUGACCACAAUCUGUUUCUCUGUUUUCAAUUAUAUUUACUGUCUUUUUGGUUCCUCAAAAGAGGAAGUAACUCGACUGUAAUUUUCUGCUUGCUUGGCACAAAAUAAAUUGUAACCUGGCCUUUCAAAGCA
Phacochoerus africanus (Common warthog) is the source of this 1205-nucleotide messenger RNA. It is a transcript of the gene CCDC54, whose product is annotated as coiled-coil domain containing 54. The record is from RefSeq and is a predicted model, not a curated record. The transcript has a single exon. NCBI's taxonomy places the organism in Eukaryota, Metazoa, Chordata, Mammalia, Artiodactyla, Suidae. The coding region runs from base 178 to 1155 and encodes 325 amino acids.